UCUCCAGCAAAAUGUACAUUUAAGAUCUAGUCAUUUGGUAAAAGCGCAAUAAAUUGUGAAUUUUGCACUUUCUGCACAUGGUUUAUUGUUUGGUACUUCCCUCACCGUUCUUUCAGUGUCAAUUUAAUGUCUUCUGUGUUUCCACAGUGCACAGUCAUGUUUCUCUAAAUUUAUAAAAAUACACUGUGUUCUGUAAUUUGUUCCUCACAUGUAAACAGACAGGCAGCAGGAUUUCUUAUCAUCCUUGAAUGAUCACACUCCCACUAGUGACACUUAGUGGUUUAAACAGAAACGGUCGGCUGGGUGACUCGCUCAUCUUUGCAGUCCCAGAACAUGAUGUCAGAGAUGAAUUUCUUUUGACAAAAUUGACUGUGAAUGAAAGUAUUUCAGAAAUUGAGUAUAUUUCUCAAAACAUCCAUCAUGAAAUGUCAAGGGUGAAAAAAAAAAUGCAUUCAAGGCCUCUGGGAUGGUUCUGUUUUAAAGUCACAGUGCUCUUUUGCCAAUAAUACAUUCAGUUUUUCAGCAGUGAAAUAGUUUACCUCAGUGGAUCUUUUUCACAGCAGACACGUUGACUUGUCUCGGAGGAUAAGCACAGGUGUUACUAAUAACAUUAACAACAUCUCUGUUCAGGUGUCCCAGUAAGCUAUUACAAUGCGCCAGCAUGCACAAUAUCAGGACACUGAAACUUGCUCAGCUAAAUGGAAUGCAGCCUCCAUUAUUGUUAUUGUUUACACAUGUGAUUUUCUUAAGGUGACAUCGAGAUGUCUGCUGUGAAAAUCUGCACAUACUCAGUGACAGUUUAUAAGCUUGCAUCAGAUGUUGCACACGUGAGCAGGAGAAAUGUUGUGUUUUCUUGUGAUUUGACAUUUCAGAUUAACUUCAAAUACUCAAUUGAAUUAAUGGGCUGUUGCUGAUUGUACUUUUCUGUGUGUGUGUGUUGCACUUUUCCCAGUAUUUCCCUUUUUAUCACAGCCUUCCUGGAAGGAGACUGUAUCACGGGAAUGCAGCCAACGGAAGAGAAAAAAAGAGUUUUGUGGCUUGAAGCACAGAUCCCCUCUAAACACACACACACACACACACAUACAAUUAGAGUUAGAGUUAGAGCCAGCAGUGGUGAAUCAAGGUUCCUGUGCAAUGGGUAAACACACAUCAGUGGUCUGGCUAAGGUCACUCACCCUGCCUGCAGUUGUUCACUCUACAUUAGCCACCACAAAGGCAGGAGACUGACAGAUUGAGGGAAAUGCACACUUUAUUAAAACAUUUUGUUUGCUGAAUUAAGAAUAAUUCAUAUAACAGCCUGUGUGACAUGUUUUCUUUCUGCCUUUCACUCUAUAGCUCCUGUGUUUGCCCUCUGCCCACUCUAUCUUUUACACAUCAGUCACAACCACAGAGAGAGCACUUUCUCUUGGGGUACGAUGACCUGCAGUGAUCAUGGCAUGUUUGUCCUCUGGACCCCGGGACAGUGUGCCAGGACACACGACCUCUUCACUCACAUGUUGCAGAGUCUCUGCUCCUCGUCCCACCACUGACACCUUAGGGUAGCUUGGAGUCUGCGGACCACCCAAGGGCUCGGGAGACUGCACACUGGGAGGCCUGGGUGGGUGAAUGCUCUGAAGGAUGGCCGUGUUUUGGAAAACAAUGGCAGGUGGACUGCUGCUGGCUUUGAGCCUCACGCUGCUGUUGGGAGCCGAGGGGCAAGGGAACGGACGGGGUAAGAAAGAAGUAUCAGGCAGGGCUACCGUCUACCUCGGCCAGGACAGAGACAUCUGGAGCCCACUGGUCCACACAACAGUCAACCUCAGUGAGAUCAGCAGUAUUAAGUCAUCUUUUCAGUUGCGGACAUUUGACCCAGAAGGCGUCAUUUUCUAUGGAGACACCAAAAACGGGGACGACUGGUUUGUUUUGUCCCUGAAAGAUGGCAUCCCUCUGAUGCAGAUGAGCAAAGAAGAUACUCUUGUUAGUGUGGCAGGCGGCCUUAAGCUCAAUGAUGGAAAAUGGCACACACUUGAGGUGAGCAACCAAGAGAAGUUUGUGAUUCUAGAGGUGGACGGCUCGAAUAGGCUGGUGCUGGGCAUGCAGUCCAAACAGACAGAGGAGGUCCUUUCAGGUGAACUCCGACUGGCCCUCGGCGGGGUCCUGAUGGACAAGGAAAAGCUAUUUGUUCAGUUCGAGCCACAGAUGGACGGCUGUGUGCGGGAAGGUAACUGGCUAAACCUCAGCCUCCCCUGGGAGACAGAGGCGGAGGAGCUGUGGCCCUGCUAUCAAAACGUGCAACCUGGCAGCUAUUUCCCUGGCACCGGAUUUGCCAUUUUCAACACCUCAGUUUUCCCAAUUGAGUCAGAUGAUGGGGUCAUGGCUGAACUGCUGGGAGAUUUCAGUAAGAUGGAUGGGACCAUUUUGAGCAUCAAGGCUCCUGGGCAAGACCUCAUGUUCGCUUUAGUGGCCAAUAAUAACAAAGAGGAGGUGACGCUCACCUUUGGUAAAGAUACAGUCAGCAUGAAAGACAAUUUCAAGCGACUGGUUAUAACCUUUAAGACAGAUUUACUGCAAGUGCUCCAAGAUGAAGAUGAAUCAAACACCACUACGUUAUCUAUGAGGUCUGAGAGCCACCCUGAUUAUCUGACCACAUGGAGAGAGGGUCGUCUUGCCGUUGGAGGUCUCCUAGGCGAGGGUGAGGACAAUGUAGGCUCCCAGUUCUUGACAGGCUGUCUGGAGAAAAUUCGGGUCCAAGGGAGGGAUUUGGACCUCGAUUUAGCUGUCAAACACAUGUCGAUCUCUUCUCACAGCUGCGCUGCAUAGACCAUGAAAGUAUGCAUGUACAAUAUGUGGACUAGAUGCUGGCAGGGGAUGCCCUCUGGGUUCACUACAAUGAUUGCAAAGUGCAGGCACAGUAGCCAGAGCACAACAAUACCCUAAUAACCACUAAACCCUCUUAUUAGGCUACUAAUAGUCUGUAAUUGAAUGUGGUAUUUGUACCAAUUCUUCUAAAACAUUAAUAUGUUGUGCAAAAAAUAUCUAUCCCAUUAGCCCGAUUUUAACAGAAUAUUCUGAUUAAUGUGAGUGGUUUUGUGACUUUGGUGUAUCUAACAGUAUGUUUCUAAUAAAUUAUGAUUCUCCUUAA
Messenger RNA from Micropterus dolomieu (smallmouth bass), 3121 nucleotides. It is a transcript of the gene shbg, whose product is annotated as sex hormone-binding globulin. The record is from RefSeq and is a predicted model, not a curated record. The transcript has 8 exons. Gene Ontology annotation, molecular function: steroid binding. The coding region runs from base 1618 to 2799 and encodes 393 amino acids. Lineage: Eukaryota; Metazoa; Chordata; Actinopteri; Centrarchiformes; Centrarchidae.